ACACUGGUAACGCAAUCCGUCGUGACAGUCAGCACUGUCAGCAGGCGCCUUAGCAGGCAUCUUCACGUACGUGAUUGGAAUGGGGCUGUUCGGAAUAAAUUCGUCUGUCAAAGCCAUUAAUCUGCGAAAUAUUUGGAGAUUGGCAAACAAGUAUGGUGGAUCUUCUAAACGAGUAGUCAACUGUAUUUCGUGGCGGUGCAGUUCAGGUCAUCGUGUUCACGUCGCUACUCCGCCAGUUUUCGACUCCAAGGUCGGAUUCACCGACUACGAGAAAGAACGCAGAGAAUUUCACUUUGAGGUUCCAGAAUAUUUUAAUUUUGCCAAGGUCAUUGAUGAAUGGGCAGAGAAGGAAAAGGUUGGGACAAGUUUUGUACACAUAGUGCGUGUAAACAAUAAUAUUAAUUAUGCAAUGUCAUGUCACAUGGUGUAAUAGUGCCGUGAUACAUUACAAGGCGGCUGAACACAGUUUCCCUAGAAUUUCUUUAUCCCGUAAUUUACUGUGCUUGUUAACAUCUGCUUCAUGAUGAGAUAUGAGGCCAAAAAUCUUUUAAAGAAAAAAGUGCGACGACAUAAGCUGAGAAAAAUGCCCAGACGUUGUUGGUAGAAAAUAAAUUUGACACAUCACGUGAUCUCAUGCAAUAACAACAACAAUGGGCACGAUCCAUUCAACCAAAAUUCAGACCGGUCCGACCGGCAAAAGAGGACCACCUCAAAAGGUGGACCAGUUUUUUCGAAACUUUUCUGGUUGGACUGAACCGAUCCAUUGAGUUUUGGACCGAAAUUUCCGGAAAUUUUGGUUGAAUUGAUGGCGCCCAAUAACAAACACACCACCAUGCAGUGCACACAAGUGUUGAGCCUGUAGCGAACUUUGGGAGGGAUUUGAGAGUGCUGGGGUGCUUACCAUUUGACAGGAAAAUCCGGUUGGGGUGUCAAAGGCCUUAUUGUAAGGAUUUCACAUUACAGUAGAAAUUUCAUGGUUUGAAUCCAAAAAAAGGGCGAAUUUGUGUAGCGUGAGUCUGGAACCGUGAAGGAACCAACAAAUUGGUUAAUGGUAAGCAAAAUUCCGUUUGGUUUGUACCAACCAGAAUGAAAGGACUACCUCAAAACGUACUCCUAAAUUUUCGGUUGGAAUUUCCGAAAAGUGACCUUACCAUUUACCUUCCAUCCAGAAUUUCCAAAAUUUUCUGUCAAAUGGUAAGCACCCCUGAUGUUUUCAGUUAACUUAUUUUUUUGUGACACCCUAGUGCUAGGGUAAACCCUACCUGAGUGCUCGGGUUACCCUAGCAAGAGGAUUAACCUAUAUGACUUGUAAAUACUCUGAUAGGGAUAACUGGCCUACCCGAGACAACUUUUCUCCACCAUGCGUGACCCGUAAUCUUGACAAUUGAACAGUUAUCCAAUUUCUGAGCUAAAUUAUAAACAUCUGAACAAUAUAAGGUAUUUCUGUAUCAGAUUUAUUGUGAAUUUAACAUAUUUUUCAUUGAGAACUUCAAGUUUUAUUUCAAAUCUUGGAUGUUACAAAGAAUGCCAUGCAUGAUGAAACACGUCAGUAAAGGUGAUAAAGUUAACCUGGGUGAUUGGGUCGGAUUGGGUAACCCUACAUGUGAAAUUUGCUUGUAAACCAGAGCUAACUUUAACCUGCUUGCUAGGGUAACCCUAGCACAAGGGUAACCCUCUCUCCUUGUAAACAGGCCCUAACUAAACAUGUUUAAUUAAACUAGGUUAAAAAAAGAUGAAAAACAGUAACGGAAAAAUCAGCCUUUUACACAGAAUUUAAAUGAACUUUAAUAUACAGUUAGCGAUUGGAAAUUUAGUGUUCUGAAGACGUUGCGAAGAGUUCAGUCUAACACAAACACACGAACACGAAGGACUAGGACCUCAUCUCCAGUGACUUCCCCGACUAAAAUAUGAGAAUUUGGAGAAAAUGUGUCACUUAAUGCUGUAAUGGCUCAAACGUUUCCACCAGGUGUGAGAAAUUGGAACACAGGCAUGUGUAGGCGUGAGCUCAAAGUUUUUGACCCACAGGCGUGAGAAUCACACCUUAGGCAUGACACAUGACAGGUACAUGUAUAUGGGGCGUAAUUUGUAUUUUAAAAUGAGGGUCGCCAGUUGUCAGCCAUAGGGGUACGGGCCGGGGGGGCGAGGGGGGCUGCAGCCCCCCCAAAUUUUGGGCAACUCAGAUUUUUUGGGCAGUGAGAGAAAAUUUGAGCAAAGCCAGUUUUUAAAGACCUCUCCAUGUUUAUUUAAUUAUUUUAAAGACCUGAAUAUUAACCUGAAGUUGGCAUAAUAAUCCAGUUACAUUACAGUGGUUGCCUAGCAUGUGAUGAGUAAUUUACAUAUUUGCAGUUUUUUUUGGUUGGGCACUAUACUGCACUGCACUAGCUGGAAUGGGCUAUUUCCAGUCGUGAAUUGAUUAAAAUAAACUUUUGAAUAACUUUCUAGAAUCAUCUCUACUCGAAGAACAGAGCAUGGCAGAUAGCAUUUAGCAAUGGGUAUGAAAAUGAAGAAGUGGCUGACUAAUUCUCAGUUUGAAUUACGAGAAGAAUUUUAAUUCUUUUAAAAAGUCUAUCGAGCGGUUUAAAAUUAUUCGCUAAUUUGUUAAAGUAGACUGAAAUGUUUACAAAACUGCUAACAAGAGUGUCUCGAUUCAUACUAAUCAAAUCCUUCUUUCGAUUCUAGCAAUCAAGCAGAGCUAUCUCCAUGAUCUUUCACACAUGUUUUUAAAAAGAUUAAAACUACUAUGAGGUGAAAUUGCAGGUCAAAAGCGCUUCGUUUUCUACAGAUAACGGCCAAAAAUCAAGAUUUUCCUGUUCUUACCGUAUUUCUACAGGAGCCCAUCAUUUGAUGGGCUCCUGAUUUCUAAUAAUAAAAACUUCAUUCCAAAAUAUCUCGAUAAGGUUUUGCUUAAACUCCACGAACAUCGAGGCGACCAUACUGGAGAAAAAAGCUCCUGUGAACGAUUUUCUAAGGUUGCCGUACCGGGAAUCAUUGCUGAAGUAAAGUAGGUAAUGGGCGGGGGGAGUCAUUUCGUUGCUAUGACAACUCCGAUGUCAUGGCAACUCUGAUGAUGACAAAUACAACUGUGGUCGCAAUUUUUCCAAAUGUUUGUUUAUGGCGACGUAGUUUAUGCUCAGACUUGGUAUUGACCCUGAAAAACCGUAUCGAGCCACCUUCAUAUGGCAGGACGGCCUAUGUUGUUGCAAUAUGGCCCUCAUUUCUUUUCGACUCUUUCGGAAAAAUUUGGGCAACUUGCGAGAUUUUUUUGGGCAAAUGGUUUACUGCCCCCCCUGGCAAAAAAUUUCCCGUACGCCUAUGUUGUCAGCUGUGUCAAAUUUAUAUCUGAGGAAAUGACAAAUGACUGGAUUUUGGGCGAAUAACCAAAUAGAUUCAAAACUUUAGGCUUGUUUUCGUUCAUCCAUGUUGACAUGGUUGUGAUUGAAAUCCUAGUUACACAGGUAACCUGAUAAUAUAAUGUCAUGUUUUAAAAUAUAUUUUGUCUGUGCUAAGUAUUUGAGCUUUAUACCAGCUGCAAUCUUGGACUCUUAGGUAACACCUCAAUGAAUGUUAACAAACCACAAUCUAUCAAACUGUGUUCAGCCACCUUAAGAGAUCUACAACCUUCUAUAAACAAUAAUUUAUGUUAAUAUUUUGAUUGAUAGGUAGCUUUUGAGAAUCUAAUGGUUAUGUGGCGAGCAUGAUAAUGUGCUAGCAGGAGGCAAAGCUGCAAGUGGUGUGUCUCUUUUUGUGGCCUAUGCACUGUCUUUUUGUGAUAUGUCCUCAAAAGAGAGUUAUUGCCCGCAGGUUUUGUCCAUCGGGGCAGUCACAAGGGCAGUCACAAGGGCAGUGUUAAUUCAAGAGAGGCAUUUACAAAAUCAUUGAAAACAAUUAAUUGUUGUAGAUCAUUUUUUAAUAUUACGUAAGAUGGAAAGUUGUUACAAUUCCAAUGUCUUGCUUUUUUGGCUGACAUGGAAUCCUAAUAAUCAAUUGUCUGGAUCGAUGGUGUGGAUUACCAAGAUGUACCUAAUUUUUGACCUGGUAGGUACGAAACACAGGGGCACAGAUCGUAGGUUAGAGGUUCAGGUCACUUCUCUAUUGAUAAGUAACUGAGAUAAGCAGUUUCUCCUUAAGCUAAAACUCUGUUUCAGAUUGUGAUUAGGACUAGAAGACACUUUAAUGUUGUUUAUUUACCAUAGCACUGUGACCUGUACUCAAACCUGCACUUGUGAACUGUGACUUGUGACCUGCAUUUUGUUUUGUGCCUGCCUACGCCAUAUGGAAGUUGAUUCACUCAUGUUCCUUGCCGGCUAUGCAUGACCUGUUCUUAGCAUAAAUUGUUUGUCCAACCAAAAUGUGAGUAAGUAUAAGUAUUACACUAACCUGUUCAGCAGACAUUACAGGUAUUUUAAUAUUGGGUCGAUCAGUUGGGGAAGAAAUAAUGGAUUCUGAGAACUGGCCAUACAUAACUUAUCAGUGUUAAUAUCAGGAGUUCCAUACAUUCCAGUGGAAUGUCAAGGUAAUAUUCUGAUAAAGCAUUCUUCCAAGGAAGUGAAUGUUGUGAUUGUUAUUGUUGUUUUUUUUUUGUCAUGUUAACAUGUGUAGAAUGGACACAGAGCAAAGGGACACCCGGCGUUUUGGUGGGUUGAUGAUAAAGGAAAUGAAAUAAAGUGGACAUUCCAAGAACUUGCUCAACGAAGCAGAAGGUAAAUUCGAGAAUGAGGGGACCUUUUACCGCAGAUCGUUUUUUGUCCAGUUGAUAAUCCUGACAAAGGAAGUGCACAAUUAUUGAUUUAGGGUAGCUGAAGAGUGGCCUCUUUCAAAAACGGUCAAAGAGGCAUCUUCCUCAGAAGCAUUCUGUCUUCCCUUAAUAAUGGAUCAAGAGAAGUCCACUUGUCGGGUACAUUUUGUAUUAGCAAAAAAUCCUUGUAACAAAAUGUAAUGGCAGAUCCAGGGGAGGGGCCCUGGGCCCCAGGCCCCCCUUGUUUAUAGACCAAACUGAGGCCCAAAGGACCGAAAAAAUUUUUUUGGGACCAAGGCCGGACCUUUUAACUGCGGCAAACUGUUCCAAAUUUGACAAUAGAUACUAAACGUGGCUGAAAAAUGUUUAAACAUUCGAUUUACCAAAACGCGCGUGAGAUUGUGUACAAUAAAAUCAUAAUAACUGGGCGCAUGGACUUCAGAUAAUUAUAUUAAAACUUGGAUGUUUCCAUUGGCGAGCCCAUUUUGUGUGCUCUCUGGUAGUUGUUAUCGCAUGAUUUACUCAUAAUUUGUUUGUUUCAUUGUUGCUGCUGUUUCUGAAAGAACCGCCAAUGUUCUUCUCGGAGGUGGUGAAGUUCAAAGAGGAGACCGCGUCAUGGUGAUAUUGCCUAGACUUCCUGAGUGGUGGCUUCUUAACAUCGCUUGCUUACGAACAGGUAAAAUAAAUCAUCAUCACUACUUAAACUAGAGAGCAUUGAAUUAAAAUAAACUCUUACAGGAGCCUGAUGAAAGUAUAUUUUUGCUUUAUCAGUUAACUCAGUGAAGAGGAUAGGGAGGCCCAUGCGCAGUUCAUGUCCAAUCAACCUAGACACUAGCCUGAAUUUCGAACAUUACUUCGAGUCGCCUUCUCCCGCAGUGUCACUGAGGGAGUAAACAACUCGAAGUGGUGUCGGAAAUUCAGGCUACCAAUACACUUCAAUUUCUACUGGCUAAAGAUUGGAAGCUAGUGGUAUUUGUUGUAUUUAUGUGAAGAUUAAGAUAUGUAGCUUUAAUUUAGUCAUGGAUAUGUUUCGGUUCAAUUUUAUCUUUUGUUUAAAAUGUUUUUAACGUACCCAAAAACAAAGGAAAAUGAUAUUUUCCCUAGGAAUGCUAUCAAUUUUUAAACUUAUCAGCACAAUUCAAGAUCCUUAUGAGGCUAUGUAAAGGAUUGACAUAGUUAUGAAUUAAAGGCAAACAUGAUGGCAAAGGAGUUUCAAAAAUUUAGCCAUUCUAUGCAUACAUUGUGCAAUACCUCGCCAUACCAUGAAACUUACGGUACCUUACGGUAACCCAUACAUGCGACUACUAUACACAAACAGAUUGCGUGGUCUCCCUGUUAUGUAAUGGAGUACCAAGUAGUGGUAACACUGCGUGGCUCGUUAUAUUUACAUUUGACUAACGCCCCGUUUAUAUGGAGAAAACUUUUUCCGGGUAGAAGGUUCACUCGCACACCCGAGCUACCCUGGGGGAAGGAGUGGUGAGCGAGCCAACUUUUCCUACAUUUCCGUGCGAAGCGUAGCGAACCAUUUACAUGACAAGCAAACCGUUGGCUUGCCUAGAGGGGUUGCCUGCCUAGCCGUCACCCUCCUAGUCGGGCCAACUUUUCUGCAUAUAACCAUAUUGAGCAGGGUCAAAUCAGUCAAGAUGAGACAAUCAGAGCAUGCGCCACCACUUUUGUCAGCUCUCAGCUCGAGCGAAGGGGUCAACUUUUUUGGCUCAUGUAGAUGCUCGCCAAAGUUGUCUUUGCUGGGAGAAUGACCUUCUUUCCCGUGACUAUUUUUUCUUAUAUAAGUGGGAUCUAAAAUUGCGGACGGCAAUGUCAGGUUAGCUCCCAGUUUUGUCCCAUUGUCUUUCUAGGGACAGUUAUCAGCCCUGGUUCAACUCAGCUACGAUCCAGAGACAUUAAAUCACGCCUGUUGGCAUCCCACGCCACUUGUAUCAUAGCAGAUGAAGACAGCGCUAAAUUGGUUGAUGAGGUACAUUAGCACUUAAAAAAUUAUGUUUUAAACGUUAUUAGUUUAGAUUUCUCUGUUAGUACCCAUGUUGGGAUUUGUCAAUUUUUGUGCCGUAUCGAGCCGUACAGCCCGCUAAAUAUGAAAAUUUCCUUUCUUCUUGCCCGACCUCAGAGAUGUAGUAAAUAUGUUACUAACCUCGUUUUCUCGGUACGUAAGUUAUGGAUCCUAGUUUUUUCCUUUGGAUUCAUGACUCAAGCCCGACUCGUAUCAAUUUGUCGUAUUUAUUAGAUUGAAUAUGGUCGCAUGAGCAAGCAAUCUCGUUUUCAUGCGGGUGUUACUAAAUUAGUACAGAGUUUAAAUUUGGUGGCUGAUGUGUUACGCCUCGUUUUGUAUAUUUUUGUAUAUUUUCUAUACUUUUGUGUUUCUUGGCUGUGAAAACCAUUUCAACAUAUACCCAACGUUGAGUGUUGAGACUGUCAACCAUCAUUAUUUAAAUGACUUUCUUCCUUGCAGGUUGCAAAAUUUUCUCCUUCUUUGAGAAAAAAGAUACUUGUAAGUGAAUUGGACCAGAAAACUGAAGACAGGUACUCAGCCCAGCUUCUUCAUUCACAUUACCCCAGCACUGACUGAUGAAUUGUUUUACCCUUCACGGCUCAUUAGACUGGAAAACAGACAGGUUUUUCUUUUAACUUGUUAGACUAACCUUACCAAGGGAUACUUACCCGUGUAGACGGCGACUGAUACCUGAUGGCUCAAAUGACCAAACAACCAUGUAGCGCUCAACUAUUCCAGGACCUUUAGCUUUGCGCUUUUGUGUUUUUUUUAGACAAUAGAGUUCCCGCAGUUUCUUUUUUUUGCAAAAAUUAACUCCAAGUUGAAAAAUAAAUAUUUUCACAAGCAUCAACCGAAAUUUUACGCGAAAUAUCAAUUGAGACGGUUUAUUAGGAACAGAAAACAACUGCGAAGUUAACCAUCAUAAAUAAUCAAACCCUGCCUUGGAGCAAUCCAUGGCUUGUGAACAUGUCUCCUAGUGAUGGAUAGGACGAAAAAUUGAGUCAGGAGAGAAGAGAAAGGCAAGGUGACGGGGAGGGAAAGAGGGAGAGGCCCUCGUGCCCCUUCCCUUAGUUUCCCUCCGCGUGAUGUUCUCGUCUGACUCCAACCGGACACCCAAUCGAACACACAAGGGUGAUAUAUAAAUGUAAUGGAAAGACGGCGGUAUUUGACAUAUGUUAGGUUUACUUCGAACACGCGUUAUGAUUUUUUCUCUCAGGAAAGGCUGGCUUCCAUUUAAAGAAUUGUACGAACAAGCCUCUUCAGAGCAUGAGGUUCGUAAUCAUGUAGUUGACGUUUUUAGUUCAGCUAAGUUGUUGUUACCUUUGUUAACGUAUAGUUGAGCCUCAUCUUAAUAUUUUGUGCUUCUUUCAGUGCGUGAAAACGCUCAGUAUCGAACCAAUGACGGUUUACUUCACAAGUGGAACUACAGGACAUCCAAAAAUGGCGGAACACACACAUGCUAGCUGCGGACUUGGGCAUAUAACUACCGGAAAGUAAGAGUCUUCCCAUUAAGUACCUCUGCUAUUUCCGCUGGUAAUCCUUGGCAUACUGUCCUAUGGAUUUUACAUAAUUAACUUUCGAUGGGCCGUUCCUUUUUUUAGCAUAUUUUAUACCUUUUCCCUCAGGCGAAUUUUAUUAAUCAUUGGCUUCUAAACAAUUAGCUGCCCACUUGAGGUUUUUAAAUUUACUUGCUUCAUUCUACAGGUACUGGUUGGACCUCUCACCUGAAGACAUACACUGGAACAUAUCAGACACGGGCUGGGCAAAAUCCGCCUACAGUAGCUUUUUCGGACCGUGGCUUCAAGGCGCCUGUGUAUUUGUAUAUCACAAGGCUCGCUUCGAGUCCCUUGCUAUUUUAGAGACGUUGCAAAAGUACCCUAUAAGUACUUUCUGCUCACCCCCAACAGCUUACCGAAUGAUGGUCCAAGAGGAUCUGGCCAGUUACAAGUUAUCACAGUUAAGGCAUUGUCUUAGUGCAGGGGAACCUUUGAAUCCGGAGGUUAUCGAUGAGUGGAGAGAUGCGACUGGGCUUGAGAUCCGAGAAGGUUACGGGCAAAGUGAAACCGUAAGUAUACAGCUGGAAAAUCUGAGACUGAUGUACAGAGUGAUUCAAAACAUUUUCAUAGUCACUUACUUAUCAAAAAAAGUGGUUUAUAGCGCUCAGGAAUAUAUCUGAAAAAUCUGUGAAACUCGCCGAUAAAUUACUGAACUAGCGACUCAGUAAUAAACUAAUCAGAAUUAUGAUUAACAGUAGUUUAUAGUGCUCAGCAAAAUGGGCCAGAACUAUUGUUAGCACUAGUUUAUGGACGGUGCUUAGGAAAAUUGUAAGAAAAUUUGAAGAACGUCUGGCCCCUUUCGGAAAAUGUAAGAAACUCGCCGAUAAAUUACUGAACUGACGACUCAGUAAUAAAUGGGCUAGAACUGUGAGACAAAGUAACGUCACAAGUUCAAUUUGUUUACCUGAAGUUAGCUCUAAACAGGGUGCAAAGAAAAUCAUUUUUACAGCUUGCUUUUCGGGUAAGCUGAAGCUACAACCAGUUGCAAAAAGACUGGAGACAUUGUACCUAAUUUGGAUGUCAAGGGUACUUAUAAGGUCCACGCGUUUCAGACCCCUCCCUCUCCCUUCUCAAAGUUGGUCACAAUAGGAGAUCAUGCUGAAAUUUUCGAGCAACAACAUUGAAAAUAGGGAAUUAGGGAGGGGGGAGUUGUUUAACCUCUGAGAUGUGUGAUUUUAUGCGAUCUUUAGUGAAAAAGAGUGUUUUCCUGGUCAAGUGUCUCAACAUUUUCGCAACUGGUUGUAGCAUUUACUAGCCCAGUCGUCAUUUCAACUAGCCUCAAAAGCUUUUUGAUGGGCAGAAUUGAUUUCACAGUUCUUCUGUUAUUCGAAUUCCUCAAAAAACAUCACUUGCCCGUCGGACAAGUUAAAAACAGAAUUCACUAGCCCGAUAGCAAAAUCCACUAGCGGACACUACUUUCUUUGCACGCUGUCUAAAGCUAUUUUUUUCCUCAGUGCAACAUCGCGUAUUUUUACGUUUAGAGCCAGAAGGAGUUAGAUAUCGUAAUCUAAAGAUAAGGUAUUUUGUUAUCUUCUAAGGUCAGUUAGUAGAGAAAUUUAGAAUUACAGUCACGGCAAACGGCAAACGUCAUUUUGUACAUCGGAUUGAUCAUGUUUUCCCUUAGUUACUUGUCGAUUACUGAUCAUUAGGUUUAUCCGCAAAGAUUAUCUUGGUUGGUUUUUAUCGGUUCAUUUCAUUAAUUAGAGACUUUUAGAUCCGAGUUUACCGCGAACCUCUAACCGCGGUUUGCGGUUACCCGUUGCGGUUGCACUUGCACUUUUUUAUUUGAGUGUCAAUGUAUUUAGCACGAAAGUGCUAAUUGGGGACACUAUUUUUACGUCUCCUAAUGGAGACGGGACCGCCAUUUUACGUUGUCAUUCGAGCCACGCGAAGGUCUAGCCGCUUGCAGUGCAAAGGAAGCACCUUCAUUUUUCAGUCAUUUUAAGACCCUGAGUAAUGGUCCGGCCCCGGGAAUCGAACCCGCGACCUCCCGCUUUGCAGUCAAACGUUCUACCGACUGAGCUAAUCCUGCCACGGUUAAACAUAAUUCGAUUUAGAUUGGCGGUGGAUUAAAGAAGUGGAUUCUGGUUUAUUUUUCCAUUUAGAAAUAGAAGAAAUAUCAAUCAAUGAAAAUAAAAGAAAUUUACGGUAACACUGGGUUAUCUAGCAGCAAAGAGCAGUAAAUUCUUACAUUAGUUCUUCUUGCAAAUUUACGGCCGCCAUUUUGAAUCAGCAGCCAUGAAUGGCACUUGUUUUCAAGAUCCAAUAGGAUUUAUCAAAUUUAGCAUUUCGCCCGAAUUUGUGCCUCGGUUAGUGGAUAAAGACUUGUUCGACAAGAUUUUUGUAUCAUUACGUGGGAUAAAACAAGAAUUAUAUGCUAAAAGCUUUCAAGUAAAUGACAUACGUGAAAACCUACCUCCCCACGUUGAAAACGCACGUCGUAAACCUCAAACGUGACGCGAAAGACUUGUCACGUGACCUCCAGCGGUUAGAGGUUCGCGGUAAACUCGGAUCUAAAACUCUCUAUUAUUAAAUUGUUAACUUGAACCACACGUCAGAGCUUUGCCGUAAAGAUGUUUCUUAAUCUCUAUAGUGCAUCUAAAAGCUAACGCAGACGUACAGCGUCUGGUGUAAAAAUAAAGAGUUUGACUGGGACGAACGUCAGACCAUAGCUGUUACAACCGACUUUAAGAUUAAUGGAACUGGACACAACAAGUGUCUCAUACUCUUUCUUAAUGCUGUUGGUAAAUAGUUUGUUGCUGUUUCUCAUUAAAUUAGACCCUUUUGUGUGGUACAUUUCGCUGCCUUGAAAACCGCCCUGGGUCCAUGGGGAAACCUGCUCCUGGAUAUGAUUUGAAGGUUAGUAGCUAACUCUAUCGAUUGUAUGACUAAACUGUUUAUUGAAGGGACUGCAGUGUCACGGCUGUUGUCUCUAUUUCAUUUUGAUAAUAAUGCCAAUUACGCAACCUUGCUCGCUACGGAACUUGAAAAGUUACUUGUGAAUGACAGAACCACCGCUUCGUGUCAAACAAAUGUCUCCCAAGCAUUCAGGAGCCUAUGGUCAUGGGUUCCUGAGCAUUAUAUCAAACCAUAUCUUUUCUCACUGCAUACAAAAUUGGCCCGUGACGCAAGUAACUCCUUGAAGUUCCGUCGUGUUGAGCCAGCGCGCUGGUGGCAUGUUCUACUUCUGCCCUUGCUUAGAAUUGCUGGGUUUUUGCCCGGCUCUUGGCCAGUUCACAGUGGACAGGUUUCGCCCCUCCCACCUCCCGUGGUAGCGGUUGACGGACGUCGCAUACCCCCUGGCAGUAGCGGUUUCCUCCUAAACUUAGUUCCUCGUGUCGGGUCAAUAGCUGUGCAGUGGGAAUAUUAUACAAACUUUACAAACAUCAAAAAUGGACUUUGAAAAACUGUUAGGCUAACAAGUUUUCAAAGACGACCAUUGCAAACCUUUUCAAUCUUCUUCAACUUUGUCCAUCCGUGCCUCCUUGUGUAUUUGCUGUGUUAUUUAUACCUUCUUUUAAUUUUUUGAGAGGUUAUUUUUAUGUUUCACUCAAUUUUGUAGCAGUUCCUACCGUUUGAAUUUUGUAAAAUUACGCUACCUUGAUCUACACUGAUUUCUUUCCUCCUGCCUCUAUUCAUGACCACUGGUAUCUCCAUAAAAGGCACGUCCGUUUCAGGUCUUCAUUUGUCACUGGUCUCAGUGGGUUUGUUGUUUUUAUCAUUUGAUAAUCAGACGUCUACUUGUCGUUGUAGAUUGUGGAUGAGAAAGGUAAUGAAUGCCCCGCUGGAGUGGAGGGCGAAGUUGUUGUGUCGAUGACACCAAACAAACCAGUGGGUCUCUUUACUCGUUAUGUGGUGAGUACUGACGAAAGUAAAGUUCCGGAGAAAUGAAUCAGAGAAACUCUGAAAAACAACAAAGUACAAGAAGAGAACUUUAUUCCGCAGUUAAUAAGGCAAGUUUGUCUUAAGAAAUGGCGAAAGGACUUACACAUCCACUUAGCAUCCAGAAAAGGUUGUCCAGGAAUGCUAUUGAAUUGCAAACUGUGUCGCAAAAAUGUUAAUGAAUAGUGUUUGCACUUUAAUGUAUGCCAGUUGUCCCUAUUGACUUUCAAGAUGGUGUUAAUGAAUUUGAUGUUGGCGUUAAUGAAAGUAUAUUUUUCACUUCUGUAUGCCCAAUGACGCGUAUGAAUACCCAAAAGUGUUAUUGAAUGUUGAUUAAAAUGCAAAAAUCGUAAUUGAAUCUGAUUUAUGCGCAAAUGUUCGUUUUUUCGCGCGAAUGAAUGUAUCUUCGCACAAUUGGUCGCCGUUUCACGCAAAUGAUUGCUUAUUUUCUCGUAAUGAACAGCAAAAGAUGUACAGAGAACGAACCUCUUAAGUCAUUUUAUUGUUUUUUUUUUUGUUUUACAGGAUGACCCAGACAGAACAGCCUCUGUCAUUCAUGACAAUUUAUACUGGACAGGUAACACUACCAGUGUGAGAAUGCUCAAUAACAAAUCAGUAAAUCUGAAUAACUCAUCAGCCUCGUUAUUUGGUACGGUGGUAGUGAAAUUCACUACACACCAACUUGCCUAUUGACGCUGUUUGGUCAUUUUGCCAUGUUAUCCUUAUCUUUUAUUUCUUUUCUGCAUGAAGUAUUGGAGGGUUAAAUUUGAUCUUUCGCACAGAAUUAAUCAGGGGCACCCAACGACUGAAUGUUUCCAAAUACGUCAAACGUUUCUCUAAUGGUUUUCUCUAUGAUUUUAAAGCCUGUUUGAUUAAUUUGGAGUUUACCUGAUGUCUCGGGGAACUUUGGUCACCUGGAAAGUUUUUGUCUCACCCGAGACUAUUAGCCACCCUGAUGGGUCCGAGGACAUGGAGAAACCUUACCUCCAUUAGAAGAUUCUACGGGACGCCUAGGCUUCAUUCCAAAUUUUUCAGGGGACCUUUUUCAGUAUUAACAAUAAUCGCAAUAUCUUGGUAAUAAAAUGUGAAAAACUCAGCUUCCAAAAAUCGAAGGUUAGGUAGAAGAAAAACUCCGAAUAUCUUCGACGAGUGGAACUGUUACCUAGAAAUGUUUAGCCUUUCUGAAGCUUUAGAAAUUUCUAGGCAAUAUUUGCUCCUUCUAAGAGUUAUUUUACAGAAAAAUGUCAUCGGGUGCCCUGUUAUUAUCCUUUGUAAGUGCUACCCGACUCAACGUUUACCUUUACCGUUCUUUCUUUCCGCGAUUUACCACUAAAAACUAAUCCAGACGUCUUCGUUCGAUUUCCACUACGGCCAAUUCUUUUUGGGAAUCUUAGAAUGAUCUCCAGGGCUUUAAAUUACAACUCAGUGGCUGUUUCACCGUAUUGGAAAGUUGCCUUGUAUUCAGUCUCACCAUCUACCGCUUUUUGCAGGUGAUCGAGCUAUUCGAGACAGUGAUGGCUACUUCUACUUUGUCGGACGUUCAGAUGACGUCAUACUCUCUGCUGGGUUGGUAGUGAAUGUUUUGUUUUAAUGUUAAGCCAUCACAGGCCUUCUGCGUAAGAUUCACUGCAUUUAGAAAGCAGUUACAAUCAAUACGAGACUUAAUACUAAAAUACGAAAUUUUCAGUCACAGUUUUAUCCGCCUUGUUACUCGUGUUGCGUGCGCCUUAAUGAUGUAAAAUUACUGGGUGAAUAAACAUCAUCAUCAUCAUCAUCAUCAUCAUCAUCGCUGAUGACUAAGACUAUGUUCAUACUGUAAAGGAUAGCUUAUGCGCCGGCGCGAAAAUUAUACCUGAUAGGGUUUCUGUUCACACACAAGGACGGUUGUGGCGGCGCGAUUUCUGUGACGGAGCGAAGCUGCGCCGCGGCGAUCAGAUAGGUGUUCACACUAAACAGGAGAGGCUAAAUGGUUGGAAUGAGCAAUGAGGAGAGCUACUCAUCAUAGCAAGAACAACAGAAAAAAACAACAACAACAACAACAACAUACAUAUGAAUUUAAACCUGUCGUAUUAUCGGAAACUCGUCGGCUCAAAAACCGGCUAUGCAGGUAAUAAAAUUUGCCUCCCCCCGUCCUUAUUUCACGAAAGCCAGUUCCACUUGUUUUUCUUUAACUCAGGUCAGUAGUUGGGUAGUAUUAUUGAAAUGACUGAAAUUCUAUAAAUUUAAAUAAAGAAAGGUCAUUAUUACCAGUAUAAAUCGGUAUUGACGCAUGAUUUGUUGUCAGGUAUCGUAUUGGUCCAUUUGAAGUGGAAAGUGCUUUGAUAGAGCACAAUGCAGUUGCAGAGGCAGCUGUUGUCAGUAGUCCUGAUUCCGUCAGGGGAGAGGUGAGUAAACUGCUUUUUUCAGUAACCCUCCUUCUCUCAUGUGUGGGUAGUUUAGAACACAGUAGUAAAUAUAUCCUUAAAUGCGAGGGUCAGAGGGAGAAAAAAAGCUCUUUAUUUUCGAUUAUUUGAGUAUCAAUGAGACUACUUUUACGUCUCUUAGUGGAGACGGGACUGCCAUUUUACAUGGUCAUCAGAACCACGCGAAGGUCUAGCCGUUUGCAGGGAUACGGCAAUACCACCAUUUCUCAGUUAUUUUCAAACCCUGAGUACUGGUCUGGCUCCGUGAAUCGAACCAACGGCCUCCCGCUUUGCAGUCAAGCGGUCUACCGACCGAGCUAAUCCUGUUGUGGGGGGAAAUGCCAGUUGACGAUUUUGUCACUGCAAGUUUAAUACCAGAAGGGGAGAGGUGAGGAAAUUGGUCUGCCAUGUUGCAAAUGAUUCAAUUUUAGUGUACAGUUCAGAUGCGUUUUGCAGAGGAAAGUGCAAGGGCUUGUUUACAUGGAGGUGGGGUAACCCGCCUGUCCAUAUAAUCUCUCAUUUUAAUUUGAUUACGUUUACAUGAUAGGUGGGGUGACCCGCCACAUGUUACCUCACCUAUCUGGGGUCCCCCACCUCCAUGUAAACAGGCUCUUAAACACUAGUUGGUAUUUAAUUGUCUCUCGUCUUACUUUGUGCAUAGUUAUUAAAGUGGAAUGGUUAUGAAACCUGUUAGUCUCCUUUGUUAUAUGUUUUUGCUAGAUUUUUUGAACUUGACCGUGCACAACGUUCAAUAGCAUUCCUAUCAUUUUAAAUUUACUGACCAAUAGAAAAAUUGCAUUAAUUUAUUCAGUCCAAAUUUGUGAGCAAAAAACAAAGGACUGUACACGGUCAGGGAACUUCCAACGUAAACUAAAGCACCGUUGUUUUCAACUUUGAUGCGUGUAGGCUUUCACAACCAGUCUCCUCUACUAACUACGCUUUGUGUUAUAGUUUGUAAGUUAUUGACCCGGUAAGCAGGUAAAAUUGUACAUCCAUGAAAAUAUAUUUAUGAUAAUUGCCAUCCUCGGAGACCCAGGGGCAGAUAGUGGGGGCGAGAGAAAGUCUAAACGGGCGGGAAAAUAUGGCACGAAGAAAAGAAAAGAACGGCGAGAAGAGCCCUUGGGGACAAUGUCUUACCAGACCAGUUCCAAACUGUCGCGGUCGUUCUGGCUUCUGAUUGGUGCCAGAAAACUUUUGUGUUUUUCUGCCCAAUCAGAAGGCAGAACGGCGGCGACCAUUUGGAACUGGUCUUAGUCAGGUCUCUUAGGGUCAGGAUCGUUACAGAGUUGACAAAAGCACCAAACUUUGCACAGCGAUAGCUUAUUGCAGUACCAUGAAUAUUAGAGGGGGUGCCCACUGCAAAUAUGCCACUGAAGCGUGCUAAACAGGAUUUUAUUAUUGUAAAUUUCACCUGCUGGGGUCCCUGUGGUGUUUUGAUUGAAAAUUGUUAUUUAAUGCCUUAAAUCACUCUGAAUUCUAUUCUCAGGUUGUAAACAACAAUUUCACUCGAACAUCUGGCAUUCCCAUCCAUUUUUGCUUAUUGAUUGUAUAAUUAAGUUGGUUAUUACUGUGCCCUUAAAGCAAGUCCACAGUCCGCCCACAUUUUCAUAAGUCAUUUCUAAGAUGGCCUCGUCUUUGCUUCAUAACUUGCAAGUACUCAGCUUCUGGGGUCUCUUCUCCUUUUCUAAUGUAUUUCAAUUAGAGGAGGCCUUAUUGUGUGGCUUAAGCCUUAUUUAUCAAGUAUUACUUGUCAUUACUUGUCACUUUAAGCUGAAGGAAGCAAACAAAAUUUCAGAAAAAAGAAAUUGUCAAAGAGUCUGUUGUAUCACAUAUUAUCAGGGAUUUAUGACAGCUAUUCAUGAAGAGCAAAUAACGAAAUGACAGAACCCAAAAUAGUUCUUUCCUAGGGAGGUAAUUAAUUUUUCAGCUUAACAUAGGCCUGGAUGCCUUUCAGUUUCUCGUUAUCCAGUUAUCUCCUGGACGCAAGUGCAUGUUUUGAUAGAGAAGCAAGCACCGUGGCACAAGUCAUAUCAUUUACAAUUUCCGCAGUUUGUCUAAGCUUUACAAAGCAAAAACAAACAAAAAAGAAUCUGGUCUCAAUAAACGAAAAAAAAGAAACAAGUUAGCCCAAGCUUCAAAAAACAGCACAGUUUAUCAUGAAGCCUCUACAUUUGGCACUGAAGCACUCAUGUCCAAAAAUAAUAACAGCUUAUCAAGUCGUAAAAGUGAGACUCAGGUGGUACAAGAUUGACUCAAAUGAUAAAUGGUGAAUAGUUUAACUGCUGAAACUGUAGAAAGGGGGCCGGGCUAACUUUUAGGGCCUGUUUACAUGGAGGAAGGGGACCCCAGGUAGGAAUGGUAACCCACUUAGGUGGGGUAACCCGCCUGUCCAUAUAAUCUCUCAUUUUAAUUUGAUCACGUUUACAUGAUAGGUGGGGUCACCCUUCAAGGUGGGUAGCCCGGUCUGCCACACCAGGUAACCCUCUCAGCUGAGGUCAAAUUUUGCCAUGUCAACGUUUCAAGGUGAGGAAACCCAGGCUAGUCGGGGUCGGAUUCGAGAUACAUCAAAUUCGCGCAAAAUUCACUUUGGCGCUGGGUGGCUUCACAUAGUUAUUAAAGGUAACAAUAGAAAGCCACAACACCGAAGGUUGCAGCAAGAGCAGCAAUUGAGCGUAGACGUGGUUUGCCAGCAUUUUUCUUGUUUACAUGGUUAGCGACCAUUCAUAUAAUCGUGAGAAACUGCACCCCAUUAUGGCGGGGUUGUAAGAUUGCAUGUAAAGGAGGGUUAUUUUUUUACCCCACCUAAGCAGGUUACCUCACCUAACUGGGGUCUCCCACCUUUAUGUUAACAGGCCCUAAGUCUCAGGAACCGUGAAACUGGUAACAAACGGUAUACCUAACCCGGGACUAGCUGUGAUACUACCGGCCAUCUUCAAGAACGUCAGCAUAGCAGCCAAAGAAGCCAUUACAUCGGUGUAAAACGAAUAUUAGAUUGCGGUUGUUUCAUGCGUCUUGUUUUGUGACUUUUUCUGUGUUCGUUUUUGUCACCAUCUCUAAAUAUCAAUCAUGUUCAAAACACCCCUACUAACAAAAUAUUUCGUAAAGCUCUUUAGAAUGAUAUUCAGCAAAAAAACAAGGUGUGACCAGGAGCCGAUUUCUAGGCUCCUGGUGUGGCAACAUAGGUAUAAGUGAAUGCAAAGUUUUGCAGUAUGUAAUCUGUCAAAAAUCUGUUUGAGUGGUCAAAGUUGGGGCUGAUGGGCUUCUUUAUCAUGACCACUCCAUUAUUAUAAGGGACCAGGCCAUAAUUAUUGUUGACCCCUGCUUUUUUGGUAUUUUAUGUAAUUUUCCACAGCAUUAUUUUGUGAAAAGUUGGUAACUGAAUUGCUCUUGAGGAAUUCAUGAUCGUAAGAUUUCGUAACCACGGGGUAUUCGCCUAAUUGCAUCAAACAAAUUACAUUCAUUUUCAUAAAUGAUGCAUCAUUGGUUGGCUAAAAGAGGCCUUGUUCCUGUAAAUUUCAGCUCUUCUGAAGUUAGUUUGUUUGUAAAUUGUAACGCACGUGCCGACCUUCCUUUUUUUUGAAAGAUCGUAUAGACCUACCAUUAACACUCUGGUCUAAGGGCUCUGAAGUGAAUGAGCCGCUUACAGGUGUAUAGGCAUGCAGGGACCUCAUACACUUCUUUUUAAAUGCAAAUGUGCAAAAAAGAAAGAGUGUUAAAAAUUCCUGGAGAGGCAUGUUUUACAACCUCGUCCCCAGGGCUUAAUAAAAAGGUAGAAAAAGGUAAAGCGACCAUAUUUUACGUCAAUAACUCGUGACAGUGAUAAGUGAUAAACUUGAGGUCGACGGUGCGCUCCUUUUACCCCCCUCUCUCCAUUAAUGCUCCGUUUUAAGGGUAUUUAAAGCUAGUCAAAGCUACACAGAAAAAAGAGAAGUUGAAAUGAGGAGGUGUUGACACCGGGCUCGAACUCGGGACCUCUCGCCUCGAAGGCUGCGCACUAACCAACUGUGCCACCCUUACUCCUCCUUUUCCCCCUGAGGACGAGGUUGACAUGUUUUAAUCAUUAUCUCAAGGACAGGGUUACCAACGAAGCAAAUUAUAAUCUAAUCUUAGCUGCACAAUUACAAAGUGGGCGCGUUGUCAGUUACGGUUCAUGAGGUUGUUCAUGUGGCAUGUCAAACUUUAACGAUUCUAUCGUUUAGGAUGUGAUACAUUUGCGUUUUGUUAUUGUAUGACAUCUUUGAAAGCUGGCUUUGUGAUCUGUUUAAGUUGAUAUGUAAUGAUAUUAUCACUGGCAAGUCUUAGCAGUGACACUGAUAGCCGCACAGUCCGCACAAUGAACAUGGUCACACUUACCGUGUGGAGACUGGGCACUAGUCAGUAUUAUGUACAUGUAAAACUAUUUUGAAUAGUGUAACAACAACUAAACAUUACCAAAUUAAAAACUUAAAAAUUUGCAACAAAUGUUUUUUAGCCAAAUCAAACAAGAAGAGUACUCACCACAGGGCACCCAAUCUGCUAUUAUAGGUGAAAGUUAAUCCCCCCUUUCAUCUGUAAUUAGGACCAUUUGUAACGGGCACCCCCUCCAGUAUUAAUCGGUAGGUACUAAGGAAGCUCUGUGCCAAAUUUGACACUUUUGUCACGUCUGUAACGAUCCGGCCUAUAUUUUGCACUAAGAGACCUGACUAUCUGGUAAGAUAUUGUCCCCAGAGGCUCUUCUCGCCGUUCUUUACCAUUUUCCCGCCCGUUUAGACUUUCUCUCACCCCCACUAUCUGCCACCGGGUCUCCGAGGAUGGAUAAUUGCUGGUUUGUACCUGACGUCACGGCGGCCAUGUUGGUCAGUGGUCACGAACAAAAGCAUUUCUCUCCUCUGGGAACUAAACGCCAUUUUCAAGUAAAUUCUUCUUGAGAAAAUUCUAUUAUAUUGACCCUCAACAUGGCCGCCUAGUCACGCGGUUGGGAACCAAGAUACUUCUCUUUAUGUUACACUCAUUGUUGUCAGUUUUUUCUCUUACUAGGUCGUAAAAGCGUUCGUUAUUCUGUCGCCGCAUUUCAGUGGUGACAAAGUCUCGUUAGUAAAGGAAUUACAAGAUCACGUUAAAGAAACUACAGCACCUUACAAGUACCCAAGAAAGGUUAAACGCGCAGUAUUAAAAGUCUCCGUUGUCGUUUAAGUUUCAAAGGUCGUGACACUGCCUUGCCGAACUCAAUAAAUACCAAGAAAAGGCAUUAUGAUACAGCCUGAUAUGCGCGUUCUCUCGAUUGGAGACACGGCGAUGAUUAAAGUCAUUCCAAAAGUUUGCGGAUCGUCAUUGUUUACAUUUUUGCUCAUUAGCGUACGACUUUACCCAUCGUAUGCACAAAUUAAAUUCAAAAGUUGAAAGAGUUGGUUAAUUUAAACAAUUUGUGCAAUUUUCAGCUUUUUGCAAGCAAUAACAAAGAAAAUAGCAGCCAUCGAAUUUGCCAGGUGGCAUAACGUUAAUGAGCCCAUACAAUCUUUGUAAACUUUCGAGUUUUUCAAAGUUAAUUUCUCCGAAACUGUUCGGUAUAUCGGGCACAAACUUUCGCAGAUAAAGUGAUUUUAAUUAACCUGUGAAAAAGGUAGUAGAAUACUACGCACUUUUAUGCACUAAUUCCAUUGUCUUGUUUUGUUUACUAGUAGCUGUUUUGCAGUAGUUGUUAGUAUCUGUUUCACAGGUCAAGUAAAAUCGCUCUAACUGAAAUUAUUAUGCUCUUUCAAUGGUCAGAGAGUUUAUUUUAAUCGCUUGAUCAGAGAAUGAAGUGCAUAUGCUAAUGAGGUAAAAAAUGUAAACAAAGAUUCGCCCAUACAUUCGUAGUGCUAAAGUCGGCUUAGCACGACACGACUCACACGAUCUUUGAAAUGGUCCGUCAGUCACUGGUCAGUUAGAUGCUAAAUAAAGAAAAAUAUAUAAUUUCGUGUAAUAAAAAAGGAUUUGUAUCACUGGAUGAUUUACAGCUCAUGAGUUACCCGAUUUCAAUACUUAUUACAAUUUACAACGAGAACUCAAAGGAAGUAAAAAAUGUAAAGCUACUCAAAUGUACAAGAAAGAGUUAUUUAUUAAUACAAAAGUGAAACUUCGAUUCUUCAAUGAAACUAUUUGUUUGCAUUUUCUUAUAUGGCUCCUCUUCAACAGCAAAGCUAAGGCUAGUCAGAGGGAUGCUGCAGUUUUCUGACUGUAGAAUUUCCUUGCAGGUUAUGUAUUUAUUAUUAGUUAUUAUUAUUAUUAUUAUUAUUAUUAUUUUCAUUAAUAUAUCUAUUGUUUAUCACUCCCUUUGAAGUUUUCAAAUUGCUUUUGCAGAUUGAGUUUGUGGAGACUUUACCCAAGACAGUCAGUGGUAAGAUUAGAAGAGUGGAAUUAAGGGAAAAGGAGUGGUCUUAGAUUGCCUGAUAGUACAUACACAUCUACUUCUGUUAGAAUCAUUGACAUGUCACGCCACGCAAAGCACGGAAAGAGUUUGAAUAGUAACAGAGGAACAUAGGCGCAGCUUAUUACAGGGCAACGUUACCAUGGUUACAAGAUAUGGACAAACCCAAAGAUCUUAAGUCCUUGCAACAGUGGCACUUUAUGUUUGCUACAAUGGAAACGUUACUAAAAUGUUCAUAACACAGCAUACGUAAAAACCGCCAAGUAAGAACCUAGUUUUUAAGAAUCUGUUAGGCUAACAUUUGCCAGUUAGACCCCCUGUUUACCGCAAAAGACUGGAAUGUGAAACAGAAUUUUAUUGUCAAAAUUAAGUACUUGUACGUUACGUUCUGAAUGAGACUUCAAAAUUCACGUGAUCAGUGUUUUAACAUUUCUUAUCUUGGCCAUUUUUACAUAAUUACUUACUUGGCAUGAAUAUUUUAAGUAAGCAAUAGGCAAAAAACAACUAAUUCUAUUGAAUACAAUAAGAACCUGAAAAAACGUAAUUUGUGCAAAUUUCCUUUCAUGUAAAAACCUGUUUAGGGUAACUUGGGAAAAUACAGGUUCUUAUUCGUGGGUUUUGCUUUCUUACGGGAUAGUUAUUCUGCCAGGAUGCUUUCUACAUCUACAUCUACAUUUAUUAAGUUGAUAAAAUCUUGUAAGACAUCACAUCAACUAAUUAUUUAUCAUUUAU
Molecule: messenger RNA, 21700 nt
Organism: Porites lobata
Lineage: Eukaryota; Metazoa; Cnidaria; Anthozoa; Scleractinia; Poritidae
Source: the annotation of a GenBank genome assembly